GAGACGAUGACAGACACCAACGAAGAAGAAUGUAGCGCUAAAAAAUGGCUACGUUUUGGCCGCACAAAUCAAUAAUUCACUUUUCUCCAUAACGGUGUCAUGAAUGCGGCAAGUAGCGUGAUGUAAAAAUCAGCAGUGUGAAAGUAGCGUAGUCAAAACUAGGAAUUGCCAUUUUGUCCUUAGUUUAAUUUGUUAAAGGCAGCAUAAGGAACCGAUACAACGACUCUCUUCUCAUUGUUUACCCUCUUCUUCGUUUUAUUGACCCCAGCGUCGUUUUUUCGUGAGCUCUAAAAAUGCCGCUGGGGUUAAAACCGUGCUGUGCGGUCUGCAAGACUAACUCUUCGUCCAUGUGGAAGAAAGGAAACCAAGGAGAAAUCCUUUGCAACAGCUGUACAGGAAAGAGCAGUAGCGGCGGAGCUUCAGGUCCCUCCUUGUCCUCCAAUGUACAGCCCAGCAACGGCGGCGGCAAACAGUCAAAGCAGGAGAUUCACAGGAGAUCAGCAAGGUUGAGAAGCACCAAAUAUAAAGCUCCUGCAUCUGAAAAGAAAGUGUCAACAAAAGGGAAGGGGAGGAGACACAUAUUCAAACUAAAGAAUCCCAUUAAAGCUCCAGAAUCUGUUGCAACAAUUAUCACAUCUGAGUCCGUUUUCUACAAGGGUGUGUACUACCAGACAGGGGAUGUGAUUAAAGUAACAGAUGAAGAGGACGGAAAGCCGUACUACGCCCAGAUUCGUGGCUUUGUCCAGGACCAGUACUGUGAAAAGAGUGCUGCUCUGACCUGGUUAAUCCCCACUCAGGCCAGUCCCAAGGACCAGUUUGAUCCAGGGACAUAUAUUGUUGGUCCAGAGGAGGAUCUGCCCAGAAAGAUGGAGUAUCUGGAGUUUGUAUGCCAUGCCCCCUCUGAAUAUUUCAAGUCAAGGAGUUCUCCAUUCCCUACCAUUCCCAUCCGUCCAGAAAAAGGCUACAUCUGGACCCAUAUAGGACCCACACCAGCUCUCACAGUCAAAGAGUCUGUCAGUGGCAGCAGUUAAUAGGUCUCUGAGAUAACGGGCUGUUCUUUUUAGACAGAUGUACAUUCCUGGGCAUAAAAAUUGGGGACCUUUUUCUUUUUACUUUUUCUUUUUUUUUUUUUUUUUUUUGACCAGGAAAUGUACUGUAUGUACAUUAAUGUAUAAAAGGAAAAAUGACUGCUGGAAAGCCCAGUUUUUAUAUCUGAUUGAAGACACAAUUUGUAAUUUGAUACCAAGGAAAACAGAUGCUACGACAAGGAACAGUGAUUCUUCAGUCACACCAACUGCAUUGGAAUAAAAAAUGGCUUAAUUUUAAAGCA
Sphaeramia orbicularis (orbiculate cardinalfish) is the source of this 1330-nucleotide messenger RNA. It is a transcript of the gene gatad1, whose product is annotated as GATA zinc finger domain containing 1. Lineage: Eukaryota; Metazoa; Chordata; Actinopteri; Kurtiformes; Apogonidae. The record is from RefSeq and is a predicted model, not a curated record. Gene Ontology annotation, molecular function: zinc ion binding; sequence-specific DNA binding. The transcript has 5 exons. Gene Ontology annotation, biological process: regulation of DNA-templated transcription; chromatin organization. Bases 294 to 1031 code for a protein of 245 amino acids. Gene Ontology annotation, cellular component: nucleus.